GCCGACAGGUGGGCGCGAAUAUUAAUACGCGCGACAUUAGCAAAUAUUUAACGACAAUUGUGCCACCCGUCCUGAACCCACAAGCACUCCGCCCAGAGCCGCUCCGUUGUGUUCUGUUUUUGUUUUGUUUUUUGUUGUUGUGUUAAAUUGAAAACGCGAUUGACAUGCAGCUGAACGAGCAUUAUCGCAGGAUUAUCAAGAUCCUGAUCUUUGCCUUUCUGUGCACCGAGAUGCAGACGACGUUCACGCAUCGCGAUUUGGCCAAGAAGCGCAGCAUUGGCAUGGCCCCAACCGCUGGAGCACUGACAGAGGGCAGAAGUGCCGCCGCUUGGUCCCCGAUGGCCUCGUACCAGGCCUCCAUUCGCCUGCUCGACCAGGAACGGGACUACUUUGGCAAGGGACACAUCUGCUCGGGCGCCUUGGUGGCGCCCUCAGUGGUGCUCACAGUCAGCAGCUGCCUCUACAGCCAUGCUCGCAGGAGCUACUAUCAUCCGGCGGAGCUGCGCGUCAUGCUCGGCAAUCCUAAGCGCUUUGCGCCCAACGAUCUGGGGCUCAUCCUGGGCGUCACUCAUGUCCACAAGCCGCCCAAGGAGCUGGCCCUGGCCAUACUCAUGCUGGAGCGUGAUGUGCCACUGGAUCAUCCACAGAUCCAGCCCGUGCUGCUGCCCCAUCCAGAGCUGCCAACCAGUUCGCUGUCGGAGACAGCGCUGCAGAUCAGCACUUGGGGCUACGAUGGCCACAGCCGCGAGCUGCACGAUCUCCUCACACUGAACGCCACACAGAUGUCCUGCCAGCAGGCACAGCCACAGCCACAGCCACAGCAGAGAAUCUGCGUGCAAGCGGAGGCCUUGGGUCAGCUCUACAUGGAUGCGGGUGCCACGCUCACGGAGCGCAAUCAAUUGCUGGGCCUGCGCAGUGCCGAUGCCGAUGCUGAUGCUGAUGGUGCUGGCUUUGUGGAUGUGGCCAGCCAUGUGGAGUGGAUCCUGACACAAAUAGGCGAUGGCUCCAAUCAGAACAGCUCCUUCUGGGGCGUGCUGCUCGUGCUUGCCUUCACGGUCUAUGUGCUGACGGUGAGCCGCAAGUCGCUGAUGGCUUAGCUCUGGGCUUCAACAUUUAUUCUGCCUAGAACUUAGACAUGGAUGAACGUGGGGAAUGUGAUAAUCUCGUAGUGCUCGUAGGAAUCUGUACAGAACAUAACAUAAUAAUUAACAAAUAAACAAGAUAAACAAACAACAACUAA
This is a messenger RNA of Drosophila subobscura, 1240 nucleotides long. RefSeq lists its product as uncharacterized. NCBI's taxonomy places the organism in Eukaryota, Metazoa, Arthropoda, Insecta, Diptera, Drosophilidae. Gene Ontology annotation, molecular function: serine-type endopeptidase activity. The record is from RefSeq and is a predicted model, not a curated record. The transcript is spliced from 3 exons. Gene Ontology annotation, biological process: proteolysis. Bases 165 to 1097 code for a protein of 310 amino acids.